This is a messenger RNA of Brassica napus (rape), 666 nucleotides long. RefSeq lists its product as uncharacterized. Bases 76 to 537 code for a protein of 153 amino acids. The record is from RefSeq and is a predicted model, not a curated record. The transcript is spliced from 3 exons. Lineage: Eukaryota; Viridiplantae; Streptophyta; Magnoliopsida; Brassicales; Brassicaceae.
GUGAACGGUUCUGGAUGGUAUUAUAUAGGCUGCGGUGUGUGCCAUACUAAGGCAACAAAAGGUCCUACAACGCUUAUGUGUAAGAAAUGUGGGAAGAGUGAGAUCGUCGGUGUGCCGCAGUAUCUAUCGAAGCUCUCUGUAUAUGACCAUAGCGAUCAAGCCGUUUUUGUUGUCCUUGGUGAUGCUGGUGAGGAAUUGACUGGAAAGAAAGCUGCUGAGUUGGUGGAGCGAUAUUACGAGGCCAAUGAUAGUGUGGGAGAGGAUCACAUAGUUCCAGUGCCUCAAGCCAUGAUUGAUACCAUCGGACAGACCCGGAAGUUCAUUGUGAAGGUAUCAACCCACAACCUGACUGCCAAGACCCAAACUUUAACUGUGACAAAAGUGCUCCCACUUGAAGCCCCAGAACCCGAAGGCAACGUAGGAGUGAACGUUGGUAAGGAAGGUGAUAGUGAGAGUGAGGAUCAUGCAGAAAAGUUGGUGAAAAGGGGUGCUGAUGGGAUUGAGUCGGAAGGUGUGAAGCGUGCCAAAUGUGGCUAAAGAAGUUGUCUUUACUGGAAUUGUUUUGUUUAAUGCUAAGCUUGGUUUUUUUUUUCUGGAUUUGUGUUUGCAGUUUUAACAAACUUUGCUAUGAUCUGUUUUGCUAAUAAUAUCUAUUAUUAAUCUCUU